This is a messenger RNA of Linum trigynum, 2858 nucleotides long. Lineage: Eukaryota; Viridiplantae; Streptophyta; Magnoliopsida; Malpighiales; Linaceae. The record is from the annotation of a GenBank genome assembly.
AUUCAUCAGUGGUCAGUCUCCCCAAAUUCUCACUAGUAGCCGGAAUUUUGUUUUUGAUUUCCCCGGCAGCUUCCUGAUUCGUCUCGUCAGAAUCAGAUCCGAAUCGGAUAAUCCGUCUCCCCGUUUCCCGCUGUCCUGCAAGGCUUCUCAUACCCCCUGCGGUGAUUCUUUCUACCACAGGGUUCAGAAUCCGUCGCAUCCAGCUUGCUCGACGCCGCCGCCAGAAAUCACCAUGUCUCGGACUGUCUACAUUGGGAAUUUGGACGAGAGGGUGAGUAACAGGGUGUUGUAUGAUAUUCUAAUUCAAGCGGGCAGAGUGGUGGACUUGCACAUUCCUCGCGACAGAGAAACUGAUAAGCCUAAAAGCUAUGCAUUUGCAGAGUACGAGUCCGAAGAGGUUGCUGAAUAUGCUGUCAAGCUAUUUACCGGCCUCGUUACCCUUUACAAUAGGACCCUGAGAUUUAAGAUCUCCACCUCAGAAAAGGCUUCACCGAGUCUUCCAAAUGGACACUCCACGCCGCUCUCUUCUACGAAAUCUAGGCCGCAUGGGAUGCCAAUUAAUGACUCUGAUUUUGCUAGGCAGACCAUGAGCAUGCGGGCACCAGGCUCAGCUUAUUCUUCCAACCAAGUUUCCCCUGCCCCAACAACCUAUCCUAGUAACGGAUACGGUUCACAUUACAAUGGUCAUGAUAACAAUCGGAGAGUAUAUGGGUCCCCACACGAUUCCCUUAGCCGUUCUAGGUUUGGACGUUGAGUAACCUAGAAAAAACUACAGCUUGCUUGCAGUCUAGAUAUAGAGGUGUUUUUUCUAGGAUGCUGAAUUCUCUGCUGUAGUGCUGAUGCUUGUAGAGCAAGGGGCUAAUCGAUGAUCGAGAGUAGUGGCUCAAGCUGUGAAUAUGUAAACGGCUAGGAGAAAGGUGUUGUGCUUAACUCUUAGCCAUCUUGUAGACUAAAUUAUUGGUAGUAUUCAUUCUGGCUCAUAAAUGUUGUCUGUGAUUCUCCAGUUUAGUGAAUCAUGUUAUAGUUAGUGCCAGUGGAUUUGAGACUCAAUCAUCUCCUUGUUGCUUUCUCUUCUUCCAUGGUUUUUCUUUAUCAUGGAGUUACUCCAUCUCCAACUUGUUAUUUAUUCUUAAGCUGCUGCUCGUUGUUGCAUCAUCAUCUUCAUCUUUCAGUGAGGUGUUUUGAUGUGGCCGAGCAUAGCAAGUGUUGUUGUUGUCAUUUGUCUUCACCCUAAAGGUUGUGAACUGGUGAUGUGUCUUAUAGUUUGUUUAUGGAACAUGUAUGGUUUCUCUGGUGGUCAAACUGUCACUGCUUUCAAGCUUUUUAUGGGCACUGAGAGUGUCUGUUAAUGAAACAUUGUCUUAAAGUGCUCUGCCCUUGCUGUUUGUAAGGUUUUAUUUGCAGUUUCAACUAAAUUUGCUUAUGCUGUCGCGGACCAACCUGGUAGGACUAGAUGUUUGGGAGCGAGACUUUAAUCAAUGAUCUCCUUGUCCUAUACCGGUUCUGCUGGUAUUGCUACUUGUCCAGCUUGUGCAUGUAUACGAGGUGAGUCUGAGUAUGAGCCAUAUGCAUGGUUUCCAUACUGCCAGACUGCUGUCACAUUGAUUCAACGUCCAUUUCUCUCUGCUGGAAUUGAAGAUAUGGUGUGAACCCUUUUUAUAUGGUUGGUUGAUAGAUAACCAUUUCUGUCUAUUGAAAAGAUGGAAAGCCCUCCGGACCCUCUUACCAGUGGCCGGCGGGUAACCAUCAAGGAAUAUAGUGCAGCAACGGCCUUCACCGAGCCAUGAUGGACCUGAGCAAGCUUUGGCGCAGCCUGUACCUGAGUACAUGGACUUGGUUAAUACGUUGAAUGGGAGACUAUUUGGUACCAGCCAUCAUGGUAUUAGGUACGCAGCUUGGUAUCUGGUCCAAUUGUUUGGUGCCUAGCUGCCCCUAGUCCGUAUGAGCCGCUAAUAAUCAAAGGAUUUGGCUGUCCCGUCGAAAGGGUACGUGAUGGUGAAGAAGCAGAUGAUAGUGAGGUUCACGAAAUGAGGUAAAGAAAUGAGGGAUGCUGGUCAUCUCCGUAACUCUUUUCUUCCUCAAUCCGGUUACAGUCUUCACCGCUUUUGGUGAGGACCUCUAUCCAUUUUACUUAGAAAAUCCUAUAGCCCCAACUGGGGCUGUCAAAAUGGGUUGAGAAGCAUUGACGGUUGAAAGUCGAUGAAUUUCUAACUGGUUUCAAUUCAGAUAAAACCGAAAGCUGCUAAAAUCUAAACCCACAUUCCGAGACACAUACACACUGAAAAAUGGUUUGUUCAAACUGAAAUCGAACAAUUAACGAUGCUUAACUGUUUCGACUAGCCAUUAUCCUUAUACUUUUUUUCGUAGAAGUGCCUUAUCGGUUUUAUGAGCAUAGCAGUUAGGUAUCGCUACGAGUAAAUACUCAUUGUUUUGUGGUGUAUUGAUAUUGGUUUUGUGAAUGGAUAAUGCUAAUUUCUUUCAAACUUUGUGAUGGCUAGUCAGUCAAAUAUCGUAGCUUGAAAGUUUGAUCAUGGCUUUCUCAUUUUGCCUUCAUCAUCCCCAAAUAGGCAUUGAUCGCGAAGAUUGAUCGUUUGCGGUUGCUCAACACCAAAUGAGAUGUAAGGAAAACUCCAGAGUAUACACAUAGAGACUCAUUUAGCCAUCAAUCGUAAAGUUGUUUGCUUCACUGUAAACUAGUACAAAAAAGCAAGAAGAGAAAAAGCUCUUGUUUUUAUAGAAUCACGGUCUUUUUGCAAAUGGGGUUUCUUAUGUUUCACUCUAUAAUUGGCAUAAGAAAUUUUACAAAUAAUGUAACAAGUAGCUAUCCAUCUCUCUUGAAAUAAAUUUCAAUGAGUAUG